CCUUGAGGUGACUGUUUUUGUGAUUUAGUGCUGUAUAAAUAAAAUAGAAUUGAAUUAAAUAUGUCCAUGUGACAAAUGGAGAUGUAUAUGAAUAUCAAAUGAAAUUGUCAUGGUCCCCCAUUGUGUCGACCUGCCAUUUUUCUAGCUUAAGGCUUCUAUCGCUCCUUCUGUGUUUGAUGGGACCACUUCAUAAGGAAAAGGUUGCGGUUCAGUCUUUGCCAGAUUGUUUUAUCCUUUCAGUCAGUGCUUCCUAGUCCUUAGCCUGUGAGUGUCACAAAGGACCAGAGGCCUGUACUAAAACUGGGCUCAAGUGCUGGACCAAGUGAAGAGAUGGUUGAGUUAGAUUUACACAAUCCUUUUUUUGGGGAGUGUGGCAAAUGUUUAGAAUGAACACAGAAUAAAAUCAUGCUUGGCAUGAGGUUCGUGUCUAGGAAAACUAGUGUGGAGGUCUAAGGCAGGGACAGGGCGUCUUAGGCAACGAGAGUGGUUGCACUGAGGAGAAAGAACAAAGGGAGUUUGUGUAUUACAGAACUCCUCCAGGUGUACAUGGAUUUAACUGAGGGGUAAGGCCUACGUUGCAGAUGGACUCAGUGGUGAUUUGAGGAGAGAAGGUGUCGGAGUAGCAAGCAGAGCCAAAGAGUGGAGCCGUGACAAGAGAAUUGAAGCACAAGAGAACAAGGUAGAUAGAUAGAUUUGAGACUGAGGGUUAGUGGGUUAGUUGAUGAACUGGCAGUGACGAGACGGCAACACUGGUUUUAAAUAUCUGUAGCAAAUUGCUCCAGAUUAGCUCCAGGUAAGGUGAAGACAGCUCCGCCCUGGGGCAGGCAGAGGAGAACUUUUCCAGUGGACUUUUCCAGCAGUUCACCUGGACUGUGACAGGGUGAAAAAUAUUAACCUGCUUGCAAUCUUGCAUUCAGGUUUUACUUGGAGGAUCCAAUGACGCACAUCACUAUUUGCAGUUUUUUUCAUUUAGAGCUGUAAAAUACCUCCACAACCGGUUACAACAUGACAACGAACCACAACAGAAAACACAGAGCAACACUUUGUGCUUUGUUAUUUUGGGCAUGCUGGCAGCUUCUUUCAUAUUGGUGCAUUCUGGACUUUCACCUUUCUGCACUCGUCCAUGGCUGAAGAAUUCCAAACUAUUAUUACUGCUAUAGUUUUUAUAUGAUUUAUUUAAAUACGUAAUAUUAACUGACGAUGGCAAAUGCAGCUCCUCGAAUGUCAGCACUAAAUUCAUUUUUCAUCUUAAAUCUGCUUCUGCUGCCUGUUCAUUCCUUGUUUCUGUCACCCACAAGCCUGCAUCUUGAGUGCUGCAGUGCUUUCUAAAGUGUCAUUGGUUGUAAAAUUUGGAGCAGAGGUCUUUCUCUCCACAAAGGGUUGCUUUUUUGUACAUUUCUGUGUAUUUUUCUCUCCUUUUUUCAUCUUUUUGAUCACUGCCUCAUAUUAAAAGUGUAUUUCCUAAUGUACUGCAACCAAAGAAUCUUUUCUCAUAAUAAUGAUGAGGGGGGAAACCACAUAAACUAACACCCUGUAACAGAGGAAGGAGGAGGAGGUUCUAGGUUUAUGUGAGUGAACUGGUAAAAGAAGAGUUAAGUCAGUAUCAACAAAAGACAGAAUGGAGAAAUCAUUUCUUCUGCUUUUUCUGAUCUCACUGCUGAGCUACACCACAAACCAAGCUCUUCUGACUGUGAGUCCCAGCAGCUCUCAGAUGUUUAGGGGAGAGUUUGUUUCUCUGAGCUGUGAGGAGGACGACAGCUCUGCUGGAUGGACUCUGAGGAGAAACACAAGCAGAGAAAUCAGAGCUGAGUGUGAGGAGUGGGGAGCAGCAGCUGAUUCUUCCUGUAACAUUAGCAGUGUCCUCACGUGGGACAGUGGAGUUUACUGGUGUGAGUCCAGAGAGGGUCCCAUCAGUAACAUGGUUAACCUGACAGUCACUGGUGGAUCAGUGAUCCUGCAGAGUCCUGUCCUCCCUGUGAUGGAGGGAGAUGACGUCACUCUGCUCUGCGAAGAAAAGAAUUCCUCCAACCUCACAGCUGCUUUCUAUAAAGAUGGCUCCCUCAUCAGGAAGCAGCCUACAGGUCACAUGACCAUCCAGCAUGUUUCCAGGUCUGAUGAAGGCCUCUACAAGUGUGACAUCAGCGGUCAUGGAGAGUCUCCAUCCAGCUGGAUCACUGUCACAGGUAGGCCUGCAAACACAAUCCUACACCCAUCCUCAGCACCGCCUCCUGACCCCACCUCCCUCAACCUUGUGUUCAGAGUUGUCUGUCACCUGCUGGUGUUCUGUCCAUACUUCAUCUCCACUCUCCUCAUGGUGUCUUUAUAUCGACGCAGAGCCAAAGCAUCCCUGCCGACCCAAGCUGAGCAGAGACAGACUGAGGACUUUCAUAACAUUGUGGAGGUGACCACUGAGCAUCACUUCUGAGUUGCACAAAUUAUGGGCCAAUUGUCUAAGGAGCUUGGAAAGAAAAACAUCUGGACUUCUUCUACGAUGACCUGGAUGACUGAGAACCUUCACAGAACCCCCCCACCCACCCACGCCCCUGACACUUACUAAUGCUCACCCUCCCUCUUGAUCAUAGAGGUGUUGGACUAUGUGAGGAGAUUAUGGUCAGGGUCGGAAUCCUCAUCAACGCGUCCAGUAAGAGUCCCAGACUAGACCCUCCUCUCCCACAUUUACCUAAGACUGAUAUACAAAACACAAUAUACAAACUAACUGAGAAAAGACAAUCAUGUACAGGGUUGUUUGUACACAUGAUAUCAAUCAACAAUCAUUCUAACUGCUUUUUUUAUUUCUAAUUGUGGUUGCUUUACCGUACAAAUUCUCCUUACAAAAAAUGUUCAACAUUAAGGACCUUAUAAAUCUUGUUUAAUAAAUGUGAUAUUUUUCCACAUGGGUCCAUGUCCUUAUUCUCAAAACUUAUUACAAUAUUUUAAUAAGAUUUGUUAAAGU
Molecule: messenger RNA, 2953 nt
Organism: Oreochromis niloticus (Nile tilapia)
Lineage: Eukaryota; Metazoa; Chordata; Actinopteri; Cichliformes; Cichlidae
Product: Fc receptor-like protein 5
Exons: 7
Coding region: 1619-2425 (268 amino acids)
Biological process (GO): immune response; cell surface receptor signaling pathway
Cellular component (GO): external side of plasma membrane
Molecular function (GO): transmembrane signaling receptor activity
Source: RefSeq, a predicted model, not a curated record